AAAUCACCAGUCACUCAGCUCUCACAGCACCAGCAACAUCAACAGCUUUUGCUUUCUACGAUCCCAGGAAUACUCCAAGAAUCUCAUUAUGAACUUCUAUAAGAUCUUCAUCUUUGUUGCCCUUAUUUUGGCCAUCAGCGUGGGCCAAUCGGAAGCCGGCUGGCUGAAGAAACUGGGCAAGAGACUUGAACGCGUUGGCCAGCACACCAGAGAUGCCACCAUUCAAGUUGUGGGAAUUGCUCAACAGGCCGCCAAUGUGGCAGCGACAGCCCGAGGAUGAAGAUUUAACUUCGUGGAACCUUCUAGAGUAGCAAUCUAUUUAUAAACAUACUUAUUAGCGAGAG
Drosophila miranda is the source of this 344-nucleotide messenger RNA. Its product is annotated as cecropin-C-like. NCBI's taxonomy places the organism in Eukaryota, Metazoa, Arthropoda, Insecta, Diptera, Drosophilidae. The record is from RefSeq and is a predicted model, not a curated record. The transcript is spliced from 2 exons. Gene Ontology annotation, biological process: defense response to Gram-positive bacterium; antibacterial humoral response; defense response to Gram-negative bacterium. Gene Ontology annotation, cellular component: extracellular region. Bases 89 to 280 code for a protein of 63 amino acids.